Molecule: messenger RNA, 3161 nt
Organism: Pantherophis guttatus
Lineage: Eukaryota; Metazoa; Chordata; Lepidosauria; Squamata; Colubridae
Gene: AKNAD1
Product: AKNA domain containing 1
Source: RefSeq, a predicted model, not a curated record
AUGUCGGAGAAGACUGAUGUCAGCCAGCACACACGUAAGCAGGAUGUACUCUGCUCAAGAAGUGACUGUCCAGUGAAUAGUAUAUUAUUUGAUAUGCUUUACUCUGAAGACAAUACUGAUAAUGAGCAAGAAGAUUUGCCUUAUGAUGGAGAUCUACAACAUAGAGAUCAAUGUAGUUGUGAUUCACAGAAUUUGGAAGAAUUUAUUUCUUUAGAACAUGUCUCCCCAACUGUUUCCACAUUGACAUCUUCUAUCAGCAGUCUGUCAAAAGAAAAUUCAGACUGCAAAAAGCAAUUGUCUCAAAGGAAAGUAAAUACAGUGCUAUUGACCAAAAAAAAUGACAUAGAAUUUACCAUGACAACAGGAAAGGAAAUACAAGUUGGCGGUUUUACCAGUUCAGGAAGAAAUGAAGAGUUUUCCAACUCAAAAAUGUCAGAUGUCCUUUUACGUCAUUUUCCAACAGAAGACUUAACAUACCAAUUAAUUGAUUCUGAGACUAUCCCAGAGAUAUCAUUUACUGACAGUUUUGAUGAAACAGUGCUAAUAAAAAAUAAGAGUUCAGAAAAUACAGGGAUAUUUUCCCCAGAAGAAGAAAUAAAAUAUAGUGAAAGGAAAGUAAGUUGUAACUCAAUUGUCAAAAAUUGGGAUUUGACUCAAGAUAAGCUAUCUUUAACAGAUGAGGGUACUCUUGUUUGUAACAGCAAAUACUGCAACAUGGAUGACUCACAAUUUCUAAUUCAGAAGGAACCUGGCAGACUUAAUGAAGACUUAAAUUAUACUUCUACCCACAAAGAGUAUCAAAAUCAGCAAUAUUUUCUGGAUAACACUGAAAAUUUUCAUAGUCCCCAAUGCAAUGAACACCAGGUUUAUUAUAGACUUGGCAAUUCCUCUGAGAUUUUUCCAAAAGUCAAAGAAUUAAAAAGAAAUAAUGAAAGCUUUGUAUUUAAAAGAACUAAAUCUUCCACAGAUUUGCUUGGUAAAGAUGUUCUAGAAGCAAUUACAUUUUUGGAAUCUGAUACAAACAGAAAUCAAGAUGACCAAAAUGGAACUUUUGAACUUGAUCAACAGCUAGAGCUCAUAAGAUUUAAGGAGAUUUGGAGACCCGAAAUGGUGCUGACUCCUGUCUUACGUUAUUGUAACAAUGCAACUAAUGUUAUGCUGAAAAUAUUAACCACAUUCAAAAAAAAUUUACUGCACCUUUUCAAACUACAGGUGCUGACAAGACAAGCUGAGGUUCAAAAUCAUAUUGAUCAACUAAGAUUUGGUUCUAAGAUACCUCCUUGUUCAAAUUCACAUAUAGCAGAAUUUAGUAUUGAAGCACAAAGUACUGGAAUAGCUUCCAAAAUGUCUGCCUUUUCUCCUGCAACCAUUCCUAUAGAGCACAUGUUUGAUUUUUCCCAGGCCCCUCAUCCAGUUGAUGCAGUAAGACAACCAUCUGUGAACACUCCUCUUCUGCAAAAUAUAACAGAUGACACGGAACAGAUAUUAAAGAAACAAACUGAAGAGCUGAAAGUAAAUGUUGAAAUAUUUUCUGAAUGUAUUAAACAGAAUGUAUUUUCAGUACAAGAACACCUUCAGUUUUUGCAACUUUUAAAAGAACAACUGGAGCAACUGGAACAUAAUUAUGUAGCUACCAAGGAAAAGCAUUAUGCUUUGCAACUUCAGAACCAUAACCAUUCAUCAAGAACUAUUGGAAAAUUUGAUCCUAACAGAAAAGUAGAAGGGGAAAUAUUUAAACUUGGGAUGUUCCUUGAAGAUAUCAAAGAGAAAAUUGAGAAGACGUUUGCUUCAUAUUCCUCAACAUAUAUAACAUCACCGUCACUCAGAUCCCACCCAUCUCCUAUUUGUUCAAGCUGUUCUGCGAGUCCUUUGAUUACAAGUACCAAUGAAUCUCCAAAAAGAAAUGUUGCCGAACUAAAUAUUUCCCAAAAUGAGAACUACUGGAAGAAUAAAAAUCAUCCUAUAGAAGGAACUCUACAAAAGGCAUAUAAAAAAUCUAUACAAGGUGACAGCAACCAUCCAUUCCAGCAAAUUCAUCUGGAAAUGCAGAAAAAAAAUAUCCAUUUAAGAACAAUGUCAUCUGUGGACAAAACAAGACAACAAAAAAAUAAGCAUAUUCUUAUUGAAGAAUUUGACCAAUACCACAGAUCCCAUAAAACAAAACAGAAUUACAACAAUGAACAAGAAAAUACACAUAGGAAUUUAAAUGAUCUUCAAAAAAGAUCUUCAGCUCUAGCAAAUUUAAUCAGCAAAGAAUCUAAUGAGGUUGAUUUCACUUUACUGAAUGAACAAGGAAGGUCAGCUUCAGAUAACGUUGAGAAAGUGAGACAUUCUAUCGAUAAGUCUAAAAUUAUUAUACAUCCUACAUUGAAAAUGCAGUUAUCAAGAAAUAAAAUAUGUUCCUGUUAUUCUAAUAGAAAUAAAACAGAAUACAGAAAAGCAACUAGAGGACAUUCUGAUUGUGAAAGAUUUCCGAUCUUCUUUGAAGGAAAACCAGUGGAUUUAGAUGUAACAGGUAAUGAAAUAGAAGACAUUUCAUCCUGUGACCUACAAGGAAGUUCAUCUAGUAAAGUUGACCUGAAACAUCAACUUAAACAUCAUGGAUCAUGGAUCCAUCAUGGACAUAAAGAACUAAAUAAAGGUUCAUUGCGAAAGAAUAGCCUUGCCCAUCAAAGGAUUUGUAAAGAACAGAGAGAAGAUUUUAUAGACAAAUACUGUGACAGACAGAAUCUAUAUAUUCCCCAAACCCACUAUUCAAAGAUGCAUGAUACCGUUAUCCUUUCACCACAGUACCUCUCUGGUAGUAAUAUUAAUGGAAGGAAGUCAGUCAGUAAUAGGAGAAAAAGGCAAAGUAAAGACAUAAAUAGCACGAUAUUAAACUGCACUUUGGAUAAUGCUAUACAGAUGGCAAACAAUUUGAAGACAACAACAGAGCAUAUGAUGCAAGCUGUCUCAGAAGAUUUAGCCAAGGUCAAAAUUCAGACAUUAUCCAAUGGCACAGCUCAUCAGUACUGACAGUGUAUUUUGAAGACUAAUAAAUUAUAUCUAGAAUAGAGGUAUUCCAUCCAAAAUUAAAAUAGACUACUGGAAAAAGAAACUUCUCAUGUUGGUUUUGAUGUAGCUAAAUUCUGUGUCCAAAUAAAUCUAAUUAUUUUCACGGA